Hyaena hyaena (striped hyena) is the source of this 3342-nucleotide messenger RNA. It is a transcript of the gene WDR27, whose product is annotated as WD repeat domain 27. Gene Ontology annotation, molecular function: protein binding. The record is from RefSeq and is a predicted model, not a curated record. The coding region runs from base 5 to 3064 and encodes 1019 amino acids. NCBI's taxonomy places the organism in Eukaryota, Metazoa, Chordata, Mammalia, Carnivora, Hyaenidae. The transcript is spliced from 26 exons.
GUUCAUGUCCCUGAAGUUGGGAAAAGCUGUACCCAGAUUGAAGAUGGAAGAGCCACAGGGGAUUUUCUCUGCCGAUGGUGGCUGCGGCGGUGACAUUGUCACAGAAAAGUGCCUGCUUGAAUCUAAGGAGCCCGUGUCCCACGUUCAGCUUGCUUGUGGCCUGCAGUGCUGCGCUUUCCCUUUAGAUGGGAAGGAACUUUGCGUGUGGAGCACCAAGGACCCUUCUUACCAGCCUCUGAUCCUAAGAGGACACCGUCAGCCGAUCACCGCUGUGACGCUGGGAAAUACACUGAGCCCACUUCUCGUCUGCUCUGCAUCACAAGACUGUGUUAUGAUGUGGAGUCUGGAUGAGUGCAGACAGAAAGCACUUCUUGGGCUGACUCCUCGGGGGCGUGUCCUGGGCACCCUGCUGGGGAAGGUGCUGUAUUUGAGGCUGAGCCCGGACGAUCGAGCAGCUGCAGUGUGUGCUGGGAACAAAAUCUUUAUGCUGGAUACCGAGAGCCCGUCUACACUAGCUGUGCUGGAGGGCCACCAGGCCCCCGUGACUGCAGCGGAGUUCUGUCCAUGGCAAACACACAUCAUCAUUUCGGUGUCUGAAGACAGAAGCUUUAAGGUCUGGGACCAUCAGGCGGGAUCGUCCCUGUACAGCUCAGCAGUGCUAACAGCUGCCCCCCUCCUGAGGCUCCUCAUGGUUGAACAGAGCAGGCAGCUGGUGGUGGGAUGUGCGGACGGCCAGCUCUGGGUCUUCAGUCUGGUUGGAAGACAUCAUUGUCGUUGUGUGACCCGAGCCGACCUGAGGAAGAAGAGAGAGUCCUUCUCCAGGAGGCUUGCGUCCAGGUUGUGCAGUCUGCCAGUUCUGUGCCUAGAGGAGAGUCGGCCGCCCUGCGCACACAGCCUGGAGGAAGGGGACGAGGUGGAAGGAGGCCUCCCCGUGCUGGCACUGGCCCCGUGGGACCUCUCACUCCCGUGCGGCUCUGGGUGUGGACGCCUUCCUUCUGAGAGUGCCCCGUGCGUGUGGGUUGGCAGUUCGGCAGGCCUAUUCCUCUUUAAUUUGGUGAACUUUGAACUGGAAGCCGUUUUACAUUACAAGGAUUUCGGGGGCCUCAGCAUUCAGGUUGCCGGGUCGUGUGCGAUGAUGAGUGGGGCCGGAGAGCAAAAGGUUAGUCCCGAAACACGUGCCGUCCUCGGACCCUGCCUAGCGCAUCGGCGUGCUUCUCUCUUCCACGCGGGGGAGCGUGACCUGGCCGUCUGCUUACUCGCGUCCAUGUUUGGUGGUCAGAUCGCCUUGUUGGAGCUCCGUCUCGCAGCCCUGGUGCGGCGUCAGCAAGGUCCCGGCGCCGGGAGGAGCCUGUCGGUGCUGCCUCGUGGCUGCGUCCUCUCCACGUCUCCGCUGCACUUCAGAGCCGCCGAGGAGCCCAGGACCACGCCGGCACCUCAGCGACAACCAGUGGUGCGGAGCACCGUUCGGGACCAGCCCCUGGUUUUCCACAGCAAAGUGAGGUCGUCUGGGUACGCGACCGCCCCGCACGUAACUAUGUUUUCACCAAAGACCAACAGCAGGUGUCCUGGCGACAGCCCUUCACGACACAGGAGCAGACACAGGCGUAAGGAGUACCCUUUGGAGAGUUCUCCGCCAACCAGACUCCACGGGCAGCGAGUCCUCAGCCACGGGCCAGCCGCCGUGCGCUGUGUCCAGUUCUCAGGAGAUGGACGAUGGCUGGCCUGUGGCUUAGCCAACCACUUGGCGCUGGUCUUCCGUGCUGAUCUCACCGGGACACCCACUGUCUUCUCAGGUCAUGACGGGGCAGUGAGCACCGUGUGCUGGAGUCACAACGGCAGGUGGCUGCUGUCGGCCUCCCUGGACGGGAUGCUGAGGGUGUGGACGCUGCGUAGGGCGGAGCUGGUGCUGUGUGUGGGCAGAGCCCUGUGUCCGAAGCCCGUCCGCUGCGCACAGUUUUACUACAUGGACACUUUCAUACUGUCUUCUGCCGGCCCUGAACUCCAGCUCCUGAAGUACCACAUCGACACGAGCAAGGACGAGAGAAGAAGAUACAGACAGAAGAGCAGCUGCAGACCUGUUUUCAGGCUUCCUACAGCUGGUCCAGCCGAGAUCACCAGUUCAUCCGCCGUGAACGACUUUUAUUCCUAUCUGGUGCUCACAGCAGGCCGGGACAGGGGCGUGGAGGCGUUCGACCUCAACGCGGGCCGCAGCGCAGCCGUGAUCGCGGAAGCCCACUCACGGCCCGUCCACCAGAUCUGUCAGAACAAGGGAUCAUCCUUCACGACCCAGCAAUGUCAGCUGUAUAACCUUUUUGCCACCACAGCUGUUGGCGAUGGGAUAAAGCUGUGGGACUUGAGAACCCUGAGAUGUGAACGCCGUUUUGAAGGACAUCCGACCCACAGUUACCCAUGCGGAAUUGCUUUUAGCCCUUGUGGACGCUACGUGGCUUCUGGUGCCGAGGACAGACACGCGUACGUGUAUGAGAUGGGCUCGAGCACAUUUUCUCACAGACUGGCCGGACACACGGACACCAUCGCUGGCGUGGCCUUCAGCCCGUCAGUCCCCCAGAAACAGAAGUACUUCAAGGUGUUCCUGCCUGGCUCCGAUGCUUUCAGAUGUCAGACCCAAGCUUGCCACCGCCACCCUGGACGGCAAACUGCAGCUGCUUGUAGCCGAGUGAUGCGGCUGGCUGGUGCGCGGGCACGAGGGGACGCACCUCCAGGCUCUGGGCCCGUGAGCGGCGGCUCUGAGUCCCGCACGCUGCUCUCCUGCCCGCAGGACGGUCCCUCCUGGAGAAACGGAGUUGGCCUCCGGCGCUUGCGCACAGGACGCGGUCAAGUCACAACAGAGUUUUCUUCAAUAAAAAGUGACCCAGGGUUUGUUUCCUACCAGACUCUGUGGGCGAGGGGGCCUCGCUGGGUGGUGGGCUCGCAGCCUCCACACUGCCUGCCCUGCUCCUGCCCGCUGAACGGGGCCCCUGCACACAGUCUGGCUCCCCGGCCCUUCCUCCCAGCUGAGCCGGGGCCCCGUGGCCUCCACACGAGCCCCCACAGAGUUGAAUAGAUGUUCUGGGGACAGACGACAGGGAUCUGCCCUCCAAAGUCCCAGAACCAAGUCUCUCUGGGACCCACCAAGAGAGUCUGGAAGCUUCUAGAACAGUUCCAGAUGGCAAAUGGGCACCGGCAUGCAGUGCCACCCAGCCUGGAGACACCCCGGUAAAUUCUACCACCAGCCAACCCAUCCCUUCGCCCCCCUCCUUCCAAGAGCUGUUGCUCACUGGCUUUGCCCCCUGAGAAACCACGGGUCCAACCCCAGGCUCCACGCCGGAAUGUUCACACAGA